GGCAGUUCAUUCUCCUCAGCUCACACACUCCUUCACAGCCAGCCUCCUUCUCUCACAUACACUUGUGCGUGAAACUGUUCUGACAAUAUGUUUAAAACUGGAUAUAUCACAAACAGCACACCUUUCUGGAGCACUUACACAAUUUAAGCUCUCAGUUCAGGACAGUCAAUCAACACUAAAGCUAUGAGGUGUGCUUGAAUGACCCAUUGAGGAGCAUUUUUUCUUUUUGACACUGAACGCUGCUGAAGAUUUGGACAUCCACAAUGAGUCUUAAGAAGAGGAAACCAAGCAUGGUGUUUAGCUGGCACAAGUCUUUCGCCAUCCUUGCCCCGUGGAGAAAAGGCAAAGGGGAUAUUGUUUUAGAGAAUGAGGUUGUGCUGACAAAAAUGAAACUCCUCAACAACUUUCCUGAGAGACUUAUAAAUGGUGAUGAUUCCAUUUCAUCCAUCUCCAUUUCAAUGUCAGAGCAGGAUAACACAGAGCCUCUCCAGGUUGACGACGUGAUAUCCGUCCACAGUGUUGCUCCUGAAACAACUGUGCCUAAAACCAAAACAGACUAUCUAUGUUCGAUUUUUGCUGAUUCUGGGCUUCCAAGAUUGUACAAAUUUGAAUCUGAGGACUCUGGGGUAGAGAUGACUAGUGGAGCAACUUCCCCAUCCACCCCAACUGGUUCAGAGCAAAGCUUUGUGGUCCACAGCAGAGAGUCUUCGUGUGACUCUGGCAACCUGAACUCUCCUUUAUCUGCUGGCAAUCCUCUCAAAGAUAGUUCGGUCUUUUUGGAAACUGAACAAACAUCUUGUAAGUGCACUAAACCAGAUUCUAAUACCAUUCUGGGAGACAGAACUGAGGAUGAGAAAGCUGAGGACAACUUACUGGACAUCAUAAUAGAUUCUGAAAGGUCUGAGGAUAGAGCCCUGAGGAAUAGCACAGAGAACUGUAAAACUACCACUGAAAUCGCAACAGUACAAGAGGAAAUAACAAACACUGCAAUGACUGAUGACACCAUGUCAAGGAGUUCUGCACAUCAUUAUGAUGGCACAACAGGACCUGACUUUCAGCAAUCGCCUUUGAGGAAAAGUACAACCAGCGACAGUCUGGAUGAAUAUAUGGAAGAGUGCUGCAGGUUAAGUGAGGUGAACCAGGCCAGUCAAUCCAACCCACUGGGCUCUGGACUGGGGUACCUAGAGCAUAUCUGCCAACUCAUAGAGAAGAUUGGACAGCUACAGGAACACAACCUCCGACUGCAGAAACAGAUCUGUGGCCUGCAGAAGGAAGGAAGGGUGAUCAAGACUAAAGAGGACUUUUUCAUGCAGCACUGUAGCUGUGGAGCAGCUGGUCUGGCCUUUCAAGAGCUGAAAAGACACUUUCGCAGUGAUCACUACAGCCCGACGGCAUCAAACGGCACGCUGUCUGACCUCACCACUAUCCCGGAGGUCACGCGCAUCCCCCUCAGGGCAGCCAUGAGAGAUGGGGAGAUGGACUGCCAACCUCUGCCCAUUUGGAGGAGGGGCCUGAAUCGCAGGAGUUACACAGAGGGAGAGGCCAAAUACCUGAGCGACAGCGCUGAGGUGCUCUCUGCUCCUCACAGACGGCUGAGUGAGAACUAUACUUGGGGAAGAGUAAAGGAUCUGGUAAAGAAGACCAAACUGAGGAACCAAAGCCGACUGGGACUGUCUUCGGGCUCCCUGAAGAGAUCAUGUCCUCAACUUUACCGCCCAGAAGUGAUGUCAACAGAGCGACUCAGGACUAACAGAAACUCCAUGAUCACUCUGGGCCAUCAGAAACUGGACUAUCUGUGGACACCGUAGUAUUAAUCAGACAUUGAGCAGAUGGCCUGCGAUGGAGCAGUUUUUCCACGAAAGCAAUGGAAGGUUUUUUUGUAGCUAGUAGAUGGUUUUUCCAGACUGAAGAACAAAAUGGGAGAGAAAUGUUCAAGGAAAAGAUGAACAGGAUUUAAGUAAUGAUAGAAAUAAUGUUGGUAUUGUGUAUAAGUUGAUAAAAGGGAUACAUUGAUGGAGAUUAACAACUCAUUAGAUUUGUCAGCUAAUGAGGUACUGUAUAAACAAAAAUUACAAAUUGUGAUUUCAGACAAAAUGAAUUCUUAUGUAAUGUAAAUAUUUUCCUGGGACAAUUUACCAGAUGCUUCAGAAUUGUAAAAUACUUGAAUUACAGCCAAAUAAUAACAAAUGUUGAAGAUGCAUGCUAUAACUUUAUAUAGAUCAUUUUGUACCACUAUUAUAAGAAUUCCGUGUGUGUAAAUACAGACUGUAACAAAUGUAUAUAUAUAUUUCCAUGAAGCAUGGAUUAUGUGCAGAUGAGAGUGGAAGAAGGGCACCCCCACGCUUGAAUUCCUGCAAACAUAUAUUGCUGUUAUGGUGGGGCUUAGGAUAAUACGUAAAUUAUAACAUGUACAGCAGUUCUGUACGCUGCUUGCCUGUCUGACGUUAUAUAACACGUGUGACCUUUCGCCUCCUAAAAAGUUAAGCAAUGGCCGGAGUAUGAACCUGAAACAUUUUUAUAUAUUUAAAAGUAUAAUUAACUAUGUAUUAACAAUACUAUCCUGUGUGUCUGCCAAAACAAAAAUCAGUCUAAUGAUUUCAAUUGAAAUUACAUGCAUUAUACAGUGAUCUGUUUUAUCUGAGCUUGAUUAUUUAUUUGUUAACAAUGCCAAGGUUUAAAUAUUUGCUGCAAAUCCAACAUACUAGAAGAACUCAUAUAGUAAAAUAAAAUACAUAAAGGUUUAAAAAUGGUCUAACAAAUUAAUAAAAAUUAAAUGGUUCGAAAGGUAUAAAACUAAAGUUUUAUGUGGACCUCAGGGAUAAAAUAAAAUAAAUAAAUGAAUAAAAUAAAAGUUGCUAAAUUAACCCUUUAAAUCAGUGGUCCUUAACCUUUUUAUCACUGGGAACCAGUCAACGCUUGACAAUUUUACCGCGGAUCGCGAGGUGGGGGUUCGUAGGCUUCUAAGCCUUCAUCAACCAUUUUUUUCUCAUUGCUGCAGCUCUGAUACAAGUUUUAUUUAUGGAAAAAAUUACAAAGUACUGCAGUGUUUGGGUGUUCUGUAUUUGUCUAAGAUAAUUAGUCUACCGAAAUGUGUAAAUUCCAUACAAGCUGAAGCUGAUUGCUCAAUUCUUGUCAUGUGACUUGCGGUGCGCUCAUAGAAUUCAUUUACAGGGAGCAUCUGGAAGGUGCGAGUGCGUCACAUCGCUUAUGCGUGCAGGCCGCACACCUCCAUUGGAAACAACGAACUUGCGCAAACUCUAGAAAAGACAGCCCCUAAAGGCUGCUGUCAUUUGCAAUCUCUAGUAGUUGAUCUUCUUGCACAGCCAUGGUGGAUUCACCUGAUUUGUUGACAAAUGGGUUGCGGAUCUAUUCCUUGGCAGUUCGUGGGUCCUGCCUUUUCCCCUUAGCAAAGAAACUUUCGAAAGAAGUCUGUUUCUUAAUCAUUUUACUUCUUGUGGGUUAAAUUUGAGCGCUCAAGUUACCGAGAUGUUCCGAGAGAAUAAGACUUUUCAAUAUAAAAAUCGUUCAGACAAUAAAUAAAACAGAAAUAAUUAAUGAUUUCUUCUGCGGCCCGGUACCAGUUCAUCCACAGACCGGUGGUUGAUGACCACUGCUUUAAAUCGAUACAGUGUUUAAAUGCAGGAGAUUUAUUAUACUUGGUGUUGUUGCUGAUUCACAGUAAAAACAGUAUACAGGACAACAUUAAGUUAAGCUCAGAAAUGACCACUGGGAUGUAACUGUCUUUGUUGACAGCUGAGUGAGUGAGGUACUAAAAUACUGCUGUCUUUAAGGACUUUUCACAGACCUCUUCCAGCCUUCUGUGUGAAAGAUAAACAUAUCAAAUUUGAAAUAUCAAAUUUUUAAAUAAACUUUGUAACACAAGAUUGUUCUGUCCAAGAAUUUUUUUUUUUAAAACACAAAUGGUCUUUUGAUGUUUGCCUGACCUAUCAUUUCAUGGUCACUGUUCCGAGUAAUGAUGUUGAUCAGGGUGUAAAAAUGAAUGAGAGCUGAUGUAUGGCAAAAAAAUGUUUUUUUUUUUUUUUGUUUUUUUUUUUGUCAAGACAAGACAAGAGAUUUGUACUUAUCUUGUGUAUUGUAGUGUACCAAAAUUGAUGGAAUAAUUCAUUAUGCAUAUUGCAUUGUUAUUCAAAUGUAUUUUAAUUAAUAAAAUAUGAUAUUUCUA
This is a messenger RNA of Danio aesculapii, 4183 nucleotides long. RefSeq lists its product as uncharacterized. Lineage: Eukaryota; Metazoa; Chordata; Actinopteri; Cypriniformes; Danionidae. The record is from RefSeq and is a predicted model, not a curated record. The coding region runs from base 264 to 1808 and encodes 514 amino acids. The transcript is spliced from 8 exons.